GAUCGUGAAGAGUACUUAGUGCCGGUAUUCGCCUCGGCCGGUUGCUGAGGGUGGAUAAGUGAUGAAGCGGGUUGGUCGCGCGCCUCCUUCGAUGACACCAAGUGAUCAAGAUCAGUGAUUCGGUUGCACGCGGCUGUGACGGGCCGGAAUAACGACAUGAUCGCCGCGAUCGUCGUCGACGUCGUUACCUCUUCGUCGUGAAUUUUACGAACUGUGACGAGAUGUGCGUACACCCGCCAAAGGAAUGUCUCGAGUGAAUCCAAUGCGAAAGGAGAGAUUUAAAAAUUUACGCAAAAACUUGGACGUCUACGUAAAGGAGUAAUAGUGAAGUAAUUCUGUUGCACGGGGAAACUUUCUGUACUUUGUGUUGCCGGUGAUAAGAAUUCGUUUAUCACGCGUGAUUAAUUUGUCUUAGAGAAUAUGUAUAGAAUUUUUUACGAAGAUUAGAAAAGAUUAUACAUUUUCGGUGGCGCGUAUCUUUAGAUAUUUAUUUAUAUAGAGAAAAUUUUUUUUACUUAAAAAAUCUCUAUUCUUGUUGUGAACGUGAGAUACAAAUUCUGGUUGUUAAUGUAUAAUCAACAAGGAACGAUCGGUCAGUUAGUAACUCGUAUAAAUUAAUUGUCGUAUAUCAAAUCUUAGACGAAUACGGAAAGAUUAAGAAUGAGAGAAUAGAAAUUGUAGAAUAAUUUCUUCUCUCACAAAUCGCGUGAAAAUGAAUCGAGGGCCAAAAAGAGCCGGUAACUGUCUAAAUAAUUCAAGGCGGCGUACAAUAUGUAUGCGAGUGGAGGAUAGUCGGACGUGCACGAACACUUUGUACAAUUAAGGAACAAUGUUUGAAUGCCGAGCCAAACACCGCCAAUGCGUGAAUACCAAGGAGAUCUCCGUUUCAAUCUGGAGAACACGCAGAAUCUUGGUUAUUCGCGUUAUCUGGAAGUUCAUAGAAUUAUAGUCGCGAAACAAUACGAACAGGGCAACAAAAUAACAAUCUUGAAUAUUCAUACAUACACAUGCAUUCGAUACAAUCAAAAGAGAUUAUAUUUCGCACAAAAUUUAAUCACGCGGGAUUUUAAUCGCAAUUUUUUUCUGAUAAACCUUACAAAAAUCGCGUAGAUGACCUAGAGUUUGUGAAAAACUUGUUUCAAGCGCCGAUUUGGAUAUUCGCAAUGCUUCUACCGCGAGGUCGACUGGGUCGAAAGUAUAUCGAUUUUUCUAAACGACAACUUGUCGGCGAGAAUUUUAAACAGGCCGCGCGGUCCUACAUAAUGAGUCAUAGAAAUACUCUGGGGAUCGGAAUAAUGGCCCCGCGCGAGAGAGAGCGAACGCGGUAACAGACACGAAAAAUGCAAACUAGGAGGAAUCUACGGAGGGACCCUCCCCCCUCACUUUGUAUCCGUCGGAGUAGACUCCGUGCACCGCCGUUCUUUCCGAUGAUGAUGAUGGGAGAAAGAGAGUGAGAAACAGAAAGAAAAAGAAAGAGAGAGACACAUGUGAGCAAACGGGACAUUCCUGCGGUGGAUCGAAUUCUCCUCUCAAUCUUAUGGAAACCAUGGCGACGACGACGACGACGACGACGAUCGGAAAUUCUGCAUGACGCGGCGCCUCGCGUUCGAGCACGUGCAACCGCUGUUGCUGCUGCUGCUUCUGCUGUUAUGUUCGCGGUCGAUUGUUACCUAUUUUCCUGACGGCGCGCCGCGAUCCCGUCGCGUUCGCGAAGCAAUCUUGCUCCACGCAAAAACGAACGGUCGGCAAAUCCGUCACGGUCGACGUGCGUCCGAUAGUUCGCCUAUCGCGCAACGAUCAAACGGGCGUGAUAUAUUAAAUCGCCUUUCAACGGAAACGCGAGGUUCCCGAUGAACAGUUAACUCUGCAUAUCGACCGUAAUAAUAACGCGCCGCGAUCCUCGCAGAGCCGAGAGAGUGCGAUGUUGCAGCAUUUCUAAUACACGCUACUAGUUAGGAAGACUUGCAUGUCGCUACUGUAAAUGCUGCGCGUUAAGAGAAACGCUUCUCUCACGAUUCUAUUCUCUUCGUGUCUUAAUAUCGCGUAUGAUUAAUCGUUAACUAAUAGUACACGCAUUAUUUGUAUUGGCAGCGUACGGAUUUCGUGAAAAGCUUUUCUUCUACUCCAUCAGGGUACGGAAGAAGAGUGCCGACAUGUCGGCGUUGAACGCCGCGCUUUGUAGACGCGGGAUAAUCCUCUGGCUGGCCGCCGUCCUACUGCUGGCGUCACGAUCCACGCAUUCUGCACCGGUAUAUGAUCAGGAUACCACACAGAUCGCAGAGUACGAGUAUGGAGCUACCGUUGGAUGUUACUUCAACUAUCAGCGGUAUCAAGAAGGCGAUAGGAUCAUGACGAGUGAACCAUGUCUGAACUGCACAUGCCACAAUCGAAUGCUGAUGUGCUACUUGAAAGUCUGUCCGUUCACGAAAGCGAUCGGUCAGGAUUGCACAGUGGAGAAACGUCCAGAUCAAUGUUGCCCCGUAAUCACCUGUCCGGAAGUACCGGUUCAACUGUUAACAUCGACGACAAGCGCACCGGAAUCUACGGAGGUUGGUUUCCACGACAAUUACGGCUGCCAUGUCGACGAGAGGUUUUAUGCAGACGGCGCUAUGCUGCCGUUGGAUCAUCACAAUCCUUGUGAGCUUUGCUACUGCAUCAGAAAUAGAACCACUUGUGUCAUGCAAGAGUGUACUUUACGAGUGGCUGGAUGUAAACCGGUCUAUCAACCGGGUGUAUGUUGUCCGAUCAAAUACAAUUGCGAAUAUGAUGAAGAACCUAGCACCACGGUUGGUCCAACUCCUGGUCUCAUCAUGACCACAACACUACCUCCUGGCGUGUUACCUCAAUGUUAUUACGAGGAUAAAGUCUACGAAGACGGCGAUCUGAUUUACUCUACUCAACCUUGCCAGCAUUGCUAUUGCUUCCGAGGCGAGAUUGCUUGCGCGGUGCAAAAUUGCGGAACGCCGAUGCAAGAACAUGGAAAGAAUUGCACGGCCUUACCGCCACCGGAAGGAGAAUGUUGUCCGACCACAUACAAGUGUGAGGAAGGAAUUACUUCGGAAUUACCACUUGACGAAAUGACCGAAUUCCCCUCGAUUGAAGAUCAACAACAGAAGGAUGAACAUUCUCAGGAAACAAUACCCCCAGGUAUCGAUAAUAUUAUACCGCAAGAUAAGGAAGAAGAAGAAAAUAUCGAAGGAAUUAUCGAACACAUUACGCGAGGAUACACUCCGUCCACCGAAUCUAAAGAACAGCCAGCAACCCUGUCGACAGGAGAAAUAGAAACUACUACUGUUGAGAAAGAAUCUAUUCCACCGCACGAACAUAUUACUGAAACUUCUCCUCCUGAUAUAACAUCGGAAAAGGCAGAAGCAGUGGAAGUGCCCUCUGAAAUAGAAACAGAGAAGCCGGAAAUAUCUACGACAAUACAAGAAGUUGAAGAAAAUUUAGUUACUAAAACACCUACCGCUGAAAUACCAGAAGUUUCGUCUAUCGCGCAAGGCUUACAACCAGAAGAGAUAUUACCGACAGAACAGAUAUCUGAAGAACACGUAAGCACAGAAAAGGAACCCACUCCUGCUAUUAUUGAAAGGGGACCUAGUAGCGAAACAACGCAGACCGAAAUUCCGAUAAAAGAAGAAGAGACUACUAGUCCGCAUGAAGAAUUAUCAACGCAGACACAAGAAGAAAUAACUGAAAUAGAAAAGACAACAGAAGAAGAACAUAUUAGCGUGACAAAAGCGCCAGAAAUACCAGAGAUUUCGACUGAAAUCAUUGAGAAGACAACAUUGCCAAUUGAAGAGCCUGGUAUCAGCGUUGUUUCUGAAUCUAUCAGUGAGCAGCCAAAGGCAGACAAAGGUGAACCAGAAACUACUCCAGGGGAACCUUUGACGACAGAAACGGAAUCCCCGAAAGAGGAAAUUGUAACUGUUGCUCAUGAAAUAUCCAGUACUGAACAAAUCGCCACUGAGAAAGAAAUAUCGCAUCCGACGGUAACUGCUGUCACGGAAGAAGUUCAAUCGACUGAAAUAAGUGGUUCUACCGAACAAUCUGUCGAAGAACAGAAACCAAUAACAAGCGAAGAACAACGUCCAGAAGAGACAACAUCUGAGCACGCAAUAAUUGAAGAGCAAGCCACUGUUGGUGCUAAGAAAGAAGAUGCCGGUUUGACUGAGAGUUCAGUGAUGAGCGAGGAACCUACGAAGGAAUCACAUACGGAAGAAGUAUCAACUCCUGAAAUUCCACCUCAAGGUCCAACUGGCAUACCGAUUCCUGAACGAAGCCCAGAACAGAAGGCAGAAGAUGGCGUAUAUCAUGUACCGGAAGAUCACGGUGUUACGCAUCCAGAACUUAGUCCUGAUAAUCUUGUAACUGAAUCUCCACAGAAACUAACGACAUAUUUCCCGCAAGAACAGGAGAUCACGCUAACUCCAUCAGAAGAAACUGUAAAACCGAUUGCGACAGAAGGUACUGAAUCAGUGGAAGCAGCUACUGAAAUAAAUGUAUCAACUCAGGGUAAACCUGAAAUUACUACAAUUUCUGAAGAAACGAAAACAGAAAGCACACCUGCUGUCACCGAAGUUCAAGCUAUCACGGAAUCUUCUACAACCAUUGCUCAGGAAGUACCAGGAGAAAAAGCACCUGAAAAAUCUACUGAGGAAAGUGGUGAAAAAGGUGAAAAAGAAGUGCAACCAAAGAAGGAAGAGGAAAUAGAAAUGCAACCUCCAAUUGCAACGAAACCAGAAAUAGUUUCUGAAACACCGAUAUCUAUUCCAACGGAACAUACGACAGUGCCUUCGGAUCUUGAAAAAGAACAUACAACAGAAGGUGAACUUGUUACUACUAUAAUUCCUUCUGCUGAGCAAUCAACGCACGUGCCACAGGUCGAAGAAAAAGAAACUGAAAUAAUUCCCGUCGAAAAAGAAGAACCAAUUACUGAAAAACCAGUAGAGGAACGUGUUACUGAACAUCCCAUUGCAAUACCAGAUAUAACUAGCGAAAAGGAAAAAGAAUUACAGACUGAAGAACCUGUUUUGAAAGAGGAGCAAACCACGGAAGCGAUAAAGACGAUAGAAGAUAAGUUUACAACACAAAAACCUGCUGUUAAAGAAGGAAUAACCGAGCAACCUGAACAAUAUUCUACAAAGAAAGAGGUUGUUACUGAAAGUCAUAUUCCGGAGGAAAUAGAAGAUACUAAAGGUGCGUCAACAGAAAGUGUUGAACAACAAACUACAAUGAUGACAGAAAAAGAAUCGUCUGAGGAAACUGUGGAAUCGAAACCAACAGAAGUAACUAGCAUCGAUCAAACAGAAUUACCUGAUAAACAUCCUAUCGAACCAAGUGAAAUUGAGAAAGGAGAUGAAGAAAAGAUUUCUGUGCCUGUAUCUACAGAGGAAAUUCAAACAGAAAUUCCUAUUAAAACCGAAACCGCUGAGACAAUGGUGGGAACAGAAAAAAUACAAACUGAGCCUUCUAUCAGUGAGGAACAUAUACCAAGCCAGCCUUCAAUUCCUUCAGACCGCAAGGAGGAUCAGGAAUCUAUUGAACCAGAAUUGCAUGAGGAACAAACACAAAAGCCAGAAAAGGAAAUAACUGAAGAACCACUCAAACCGACAAUUCCUUUUGAAGAAGAAAUCUCUCAUAUUCCAUCUUUGGAAGGUGCUAUAACCGGACCAGCCAAGGAUAGUACAACAGAAUCUAUUGCCGAAGCUGUUACGCCAGAGCAACCUGAAAUAACGAGCGAACAAUCGGAAAAAGUCACAACUGAACUAGGACAAGAGGAACAAACUCAGGAAUCAAUCACUGAGGAACAACCAGAAAUAUAUGAGAGGAAAGAGACAGAAACAUCUAGUCCUGCAACUCACGAGGAGUCUUCUACAACUCACAAAAUUCCUGAAGGACCAGUUGAAGGUGAAAAAGAGGUGGAUGUUAAUAAAACAAUCGUAACCACAGAAAGCGAAAGUACAACAAUACCAGUAUUAGUUUCUGAGGUAUCAACUGAAUUACCUGGAUUUGAAGAAUCUACGAAGCAUGAAAUUCCCAUCGAAAAAGAAAUUACACCUACCACUGAAAUUGAGCAACCGGGAUUAGAAGAAUCCACGCAACCAUCAAUAAAGGAAGAGACACCAAUCAAAGAAACAGAGAGCCCAGCUGAAAUAUCCACAGGUAUAACUCCUGAAACACCUAAAGUAUCCAUUACAGAACAACCACAGAUACCCGAAGAAGAAAUUGUUCAAAAAAUUGGCACGGAGAUACCGGAUCGUGAAGAAAAAGAGAAAUAUUCAACGGUUAUUCCAACAGAAACACCUGAAUUGACAACUGAAAUACUACCAAAAGAAGUACCUCAAUAUAUAACCACAAGUAUUCCUGAGGAAACUUCUGUAGAAGGAGAGAGUACAUCGGAGAUUGUACCUCGUCCGUCGGGUAUUCCAGGAGAAGGUAAUUGUCUCGUUGAAGGACAAUCUUACAGCAAUAAUUCAGCCGUUCCACCGGCAAACGCAUGUCAAACCAGUUGUCGUUGUGUCAGUAGUAUUGUACAAUGCGAACUUGUGCAAUGUCCAGCCCCGCCAGUUCAUCUGUCAAAUUGCAUGCCAAUUCACACGAACGAAGACUCUUGUUGUCCCAUGUAUGCUUGUGAUUCCGCACCGACUGGGGUCGACUUGGAGUCUGGAAGUCAUGUAAUUGAACCCAAAAUACCCGAAACAGGAAUAGAAAGUCAGAAGACUGUUUCACCUACGGAAAUAUCAACUGAAGCUGCGACAGAAUCGAGUACUUUAGCUGGUGAGAUUAGUACGCCGGAAUCACGGCCUGUAGAAAUCACUGUUCCUUCUGUUACUUUGUCUGAAGAAGAAAUAGCAACUGAGAGACAGAAAACUACUCUUGAACCUGUUUAUAAACAGCCAACUACAGGUGGACAACCUUUUGAGCAAUAUCCUGAGGAACAUACCAGUAGUCCAGUACUUGAAACGUCACAAGAAUCUACCAGUCACGUACCCGAAGAACAUACUGUGCCUCCAAUUGUGCCAGAAGAAGCUACAGAAGGUCAAGUUAGCGAAGGUGUAACAGAAUCAGCAAUUUCAACUGAGCAACCACAGGAGGAGACUGGAGAAAAACAAAGUACUGUUAGUGGCGAAAUAAUUACUUCCACACUUGUACCUAUAGAACAGGGACCUCAAGGUACUGAAGAAAUUGUUACGGUUUCUGUGACGGAAGAAAAAGAGACUUCUAUUCCUGUCGAAGUAGAAGAAAUUUCAAAACCUGCUGAGAAAGGAGAAGAAAUUACGACUAUAGCAGCUGAUAAAGGUGAAGAAACUACGUCCAUAGAACAAGAAAAACCAACUGAGGAAAAAGAAGAACAAUCUACGCUUAAACCAAUUGAAAAAAUCGAAAAGAAACCAGAAGAAGAAAAAGUCCCAUUAAAGCCAACCUCUGAAGAACCUAUUACUACUGAAGAACACGAAAUAUCUACAACGCCAGAAGAAAUUGUGACGGAGAAACAAGAAAUUCCAGAGCAACAAAAGACUGUCAAACCAGAGUAUGAGACUACUUCUGUUCCUGAAAUACAGUCGACGACUGAGCAUAAAGUUUCAUCUGAAAAUGAAACUGGAUACAAAGAAGAAAAAGAGCCUGAGACGGUUACAUUAACUGAAACUGUUCAAACUAAAGAACCAGAAAGCCAAACAAAAUUGCCUGGUAUCACUCCAAGUGAAACAGAAACACAGAAGCCAAUUCUAUCUGAAACUGAAUCGACGACAUUGAUACAUGAUUAUACAAUAAGUGAAGAGGCAAUAACAAAAGAAUUUACGACUGUAAAGCCUAUGGAAGUUUCCACGGAAGAAACCACGAAGAUAGAAUUAGAAAUUUCAACUCAAGCUCCUGCAAUUGAAAAAGAGCAUAUUAUUCCUGUUGAAGCCGAAAUUCCUGGUAAGGAAACCACUAAACUAGUCGAAGAAUCUACUCCUAAAGUUUCUCUUGAAGAAACAACAGAAAGUGCAGAAAAGGAAACUACAGAAUAUAUAGAAAAACAUACAGAAUCAUCAGUUACAGAAAACGAAGAAGAAUUAUUAGUUACAAAAUUGCCUGAAGAAAAACCAUCUGAAACUGAAUCUCCAAUCAGUACUGAGGAACCAACGAAAAUUAUCGGAAUUGAUAAAACUACCGAAGCAGAAGCAGAACACGAGCAGCCCAUUGGAACUAGCGAAAAGAUUCCAGAAGUUAUAUCCGAAAUUGAAUCUCAUACAUCUGAAUUACCUGUUAAAGAAGAUACCGCAUCAGAAGUAUCAACAGAGAAAGAACUUGGCGAACAAUCCACUACUCCAAUCAUAAAAGAAACUGAGCCAGGCGAAGUAGAAACUAAACAGCCCAUUAUUCCGGAAGCCGAAACACCAGCUACAGAAAAAGAAUAUAUCACCGUUUCAACUGAAGAACAAACUCCAAAAUCUGAGUAUCCCGUAGAGGAACAGACUGUCUCCUCCAGUACCAGUGAAGAAGAGAUAAAGGAAGGUGGCGUUUCGACAGAAGAGGUCACGUUGGUAACGAGUCAAGAGGAACAAACAACUGAAAGUAUUAAACCAGAAACGCAAUUACCUGGUUUAGCGGAGGAUCAAUCUGUUAUACCUGACAUCAAAAAAGAUGAAGAACAGAAACCAGAAAUCGGAAUAACGGAAAAGCCUAGUAGUGAAGAGCCGAUUACGGAACCAACGGAAGCAGGCGAAAAAGAAAUAGAAGAAGCUGUUAAGGAGGAAACUACAACACCUGCUAUUACAAUAGAGGAGCAUACCAAACAAGAAGAAAUUCCUGAAUUAGUUGUAAAAAUUCAGGGACCAAUGGAGACGACUAUUUCAACAGAACAAAAACCAGAAGAGGAAGGUCAAGUUACUAAAGUUAGUUUACUGGAACAUACAGUAAGUGAAGAAGCAACAACAAUAACAGGUCUGACACCCGAAGAACAACCAGUAUCGGUAAAGACAGAAGAAAAACAAAGUACUAUUGAACCUGAAUAUCAUACAACGUUAUCUACUAUUGAAGAAGAAGUAUCAAAGCCAGCAACUGAAAUUAGUGAAGUCGAGAAGCCUUCACCUGAAGAAGAAACCACUACAACUGAAAGUACGGAAAAGCCGGAGGAACCUGUUACAAUACUGGAAGUAAGUUCAACUGAAAAACCUGAGGAAAUUCCAUCUGAAACGGAAAAGCCGGCUAAACCUGAACAAGAAACAGAGUCGUCAGAAAAAAGUGAAACUACGACAAAAGCAAUUGAAAGUGCAGCGACCAAAGAAACACUACCGGAAGAAGUAAUUCCAGUGGAAGUGACUCCAAAAGUUGAAGAAAAACCGACUGAAGUUUCUACGAUAAAAGAAGAAGCUUAUUCUACUGAACCCACUUAUUCAACUGAAAUAACUUCAAUUCAUGAAGAAGAACAAACGUCGAUUACCAAAUUGCAGCCUACUGAAAGGCCUCUUCCUUCUGAGGAAGAAACCUCCGAGGGAGAAAUUCAGCCUAGUAAACCUGGAGAAGACGAGACUCAUCCAACUGUAUCCGAAGAGAGUCAUCCGGAUAUAACCGAAGAACCACAAUUUACUACCGAACAUGCAUCUGAAGCACCUAUUACGAUAAAAACAGAAGUUGAGGGUCCAGUCAAGGUGUCUAGUGUAAAACCAACUGAACUGCCUGAGGAAACGGCUACCCUUGGAACAAUAAUACCAGAAGAACCUGAAUACCAGAUUCCAAUAAAAUCCGAAGAAAGUGAGCAAUCAGAAACACCUGAAGAACCUGUCAUAAAAACGCAGCCGGUAUCCACAGAAUUACCAACUGGAGAAAUUACAGAAGAAAUACCAGAAGAGGAACUUCAUCCACAUGAAGGCGAAGAGCAUCCUCACUUUGACCACUUCCCCGCAGCUACUGCGAAACCAGAGAUCGAUUAUAACUUCCCUGAACAACGACCGGUGACCACUUUGGCUCCUCAUAUUCCGGAAUAUCCUGAUCAAACUGGAAUAUCGGGCGAGGAUUCUCAUCUCCCCAUACCCGCUGGCUAUCCAAAUCCCGACGACGAUUAUGGCGAGGAUGACUAUGGUGGACCGGGAACUUGCCGAUAUGGCGGCAAGGUCUAUGUUUCGGCGCAACAGAUACCUAGGGACGACCCAUGCGACUUCUGUUUCUGCUUCAGAAGCGACAUCAUUUGUCUUCAACAGAGCUGUCCACCGCCUAUUCCGGGUUGCCACGAAGAACCGAUCAGCGGUUUUUGCUGCCCCAGAUACGAGUGUCCCGUAUCGAUGGCCACAGCUCUUAAUUUGACUACUACCACUACUACGACUACGACUACGUUACCUCCGCACUUUCACGCACACGCUUACAAAGGAGCCGCGAGACGAAGUGGAUGCCAGGUCCGUGGCCAGGCCUAUCGAGUGGGAGAGGUCAUUAAGUCGGCAUCUGGACCUUGCCUCCGCUGCAUUUGCGGAGGUGAUGGAAACAUGAACUGCGACCCGCGAGUAUGCAGUCCGGAGCCGAUGCUGAGGCAAAUGAUAGCCGCAACCACAGAUGCCAAGAGAAGGAGAUGAGCCGCUGAGCUGGAUCACGGAAUUCAUCUCUAUAAAGAAGCAUACAAAAGGACGAGAAAGUCGACAGCAGGAAAGAAUUCAGUGUUGUAUAAAAGUGAAUUAAAAUUGUUCUAAACUAUCGAAACGUCGCGCGAAACACAGACAAUAGUGUGCUUCGGCGAUCACGAACUGAGUGGCCAAAACGUAAACAUUUAUAUUAAUAAUAUUAUAUUAUGUUAUAUAAAAUAAAGAGAAAAAAAGCGAUGGGGGAAGAGGGGGGGGGGGAGAAAAGAAAGAGGCAAUUAUACCGGUCGGAAAAUCAUAGGAAAUUAAUUGCGUAUCAAGGCGUGUUAUCGGUGCUAAUAUGCGAACACGGAAGAAAGAGCCAAGCAGCGUUUAUGUAAAAAAUGUAGGCAAAAAAAGAAAAGAAAAAGAAAAAAAAUUCGUUCGUGAUAAUUCCGCGUUCUGUCUCGCGUGGGAUAUUUUAUACGUGUCCUAAAAAAACAAGAAAGAAGGAAAUUACUGAACGUACGAGACUUAUGACUGUGCCUUUGUCAGUGUCGAAUAUCAACGGCACUGCUUUCGUUUCGGCAACGAGCGCCGUCCGCAGCCACGGUCAUCGUCGUCGGUAUUAAAAAAAAAAACGCGAAGAGAAAGAGAGAGAGAUAGAGAGAAAGUUGCAAUUGCGACUUGUAGGUGACGGGGGUAAAAAGAAGAGACAAAGUGCGUUUCAUAUGACGCAUAAAAAACGAAAAAAAAAA
This is a messenger RNA of Monomorium pharaonis (pharaoh ant), 11293 nucleotides long. RefSeq names its product titin. Lineage: Eukaryota; Metazoa; Arthropoda; Insecta; Hymenoptera; Formicidae. The record is from RefSeq and is a predicted model, not a curated record. Gene Ontology annotation, molecular function: protein binding. Bases 2154 to 10553 code for a protein of 2799 amino acids. The transcript is spliced from 7 exons.